AUGGUAUUCCCUCCUCAGAUGUUGCACCCAAGGUUUCAGAUUGGACCUACUCUUAGACAUAUCACACACUAUGCCAAUGAGACUACUCUAAAGUCGAGAGCUUGCGGCACGCUUAACAGUUUGGCUGUGACUGUUCCUUGUGAGUGGGGACAUCUGUAUUCUGUAGUCUACAGUUCACUGCUUACAAUUGGUUUGGCUGGGACUGUUCCUUGUGAGUGGAGUCAACUGUAUUCUGUAGUCUACAGUUCACUGCUGAUAAUUGGUUUGACUGUGGCUGUUCCUGUCUACAGUUCACUGCUGAUAAUUGGUUUGACUGUGGCUGUUCCUGGUGAGUGGAGACAACUGUAUUCUGUAGUCUACAGUUCACUACUGACAAUUGGUUUGGCUGUGACUUCUCCUUUCUACAGUUCACUGCUGACAUUUGGUUUGACUGUGACUGUUCCUUGUGAGUGGGGACAUCUGUAUUCUAUAGUCUACAGUUCACUGCUGACAUUUGAUUUGACUGUGACUGUUCCUAGUGAGUGGGGACAUCUGUAUUCUGUAGUCUACAGUUCAUUGCUGGCAAUUGGUUUGGCUGUGACUGUUCCUUGUGAGUGGAUUCAACUGUAUUCUGUAGUCUACAGUUCACUGCUGAUAAUUGGUUUGACUGUGGCUGUUCCUGUCUACAGUUCACUGCUGACAAUUGGUUUGGCUGUGACUGUUCCUUGUGAGUGGAGUCAACUGUAUUCUGUUGUCUACAGUUCACUGCUGAAAAUUGGUUUGGCUGUGACUUCUUGUGACUGGAGACAUCUGUAUUCUGUAGUCUACAGUUCACUGCUGAUAAUUGGUUUGACUGUGGCUGUUCCUGUCUACAGUUCACUGCUGACAUUUGGUUUGACUGUGACUGUUUCUAGUGAGUGGGGACAUCUGUAUUCUAUAGUCUACAGUUCACUGCUGACAUUUGAUUUGACUGUGACUGUUCCUAGUGAGUGGGGACAUCUGUAUUCUGUAGUCUACAGUUCACUGCUGGCAAUUGGUUUUGCUUUGCACGAGACAUUUUGUAACGUCAAUGUAAACCUAGAGAAAAGUGUGGCAGGAGGUAAGUAUUCCCGCAAGACACAUAUUGUACAGCCACGUCCCACCGGAGCGGCUGACUACAUAAUGAGACAGACUCCAGGAUUGAGAGGAGACCCCAGGGACACAUUCUCUGGACCUGCCCUACCCUCCUUCACUGUGUCUAUACUGUGUGAUUGA
Messenger RNA from Homalodisca vitripennis (glassy-winged sharpshooter), 1233 nucleotides. RefSeq lists its product as uncharacterized. The transcript is spliced from 8 exons. The coding region runs from base 1 to 1233 and encodes 410 amino acids. Lineage: Eukaryota; Metazoa; Arthropoda; Insecta; Hemiptera; Cicadellidae. The record is from RefSeq and is a predicted model, not a curated record.